This is a messenger RNA of Prorocentrum cordatum, 1575 nucleotides long. The record is from the annotation of a GenBank genome assembly. NCBI's taxonomy places the organism in Eukaryota, Dinophyceae, Prorocentrales, Prorocentraceae.
GAGGCAUCCAGAAGCACUUCCACGAACGCCCGCAGCCAUUUUGACCCAAGCAAUUUGGGGUCACGCCAUUCUGUCUAAUGGGACCUUCUGCACCCCAUCCAGGUUGCCUCCACUGCACACCCGUGCCUGACAGAUCGUGGAGCGAGAUGAUGCCCCCAGGGGCGCAGACCGCCUGGGAGACGCCACCCUGCACGCCGCGCUGCCGCAGAGUGCCCUCGGUGUCGCCGCCCGCGAGGCGCGCGAGCAAGGGGCCUUUGCUGUCGGGCCUGGAGCGAAACUGCUGGAGGCGAGUGCGCUCGGCCCUCGAGGCGGACCCGGAGGCGGCCAGGCUGCCGCUCAUGGAGCCGCGCGUCGAGUGGCCGCUCUGCGCCGCGAUCCGCCUGGGCUGCAGCGAGGACAUCGUCCAGCUGCUGGUUCAGAACGGCGCGAGGGUCGAGGUGACCAACGAGCAGGGUCAGUCCCCGCUCCAGUGCCUCAGCUCUGGGCUAGCGAACGAGGUCCUCGGAGCACUUCCCGCCGACUUCGCUCCUGGCACCGACGACUGGGCAGAGCGGGUGCGCGAGUCCGCCGCACAGGGCGAGCUGCGCGUCGCCAUGGCGCUGAUGAGCGCGGGUGCGGAUCCAGAGGCGCGGCACGGUGACCGUGGCGGAGAGCAGUGCUCUAGUCUGGAGCUCGCCCAGCGCGCUGGCAAGGAUCACCUGGUCAGGCUGUAUGCGCAAAACCCAGCGCGCGACCUAUCGGGGCAAGGACCAUACAGGGUCCCCUGACUCUGAAUGGCACAAGCAUGAGCAUGUCCGUUCAAGGCAACAGUCGCAGGUGAGUGUUCAGCACCCCUGGCGGUUAAGUUUUUCUACAUAGACACAUCCCGCCUGAAUCGGCAUACAUGCUUCUGCGAGCACAGCCCAGACCAUCUUCAAGGUCACGGAGUGUUUUUCCUCCAGUUGCUGGUUUCAGUUUUCAGCAGAAUAUCUGCUCCAACGUUCGCCACUCUGGCGGCGCCUCUGCUCUUCCGCCUUGUCGUCGGCACACGUGCCAAUUCGAGGUCGCGUGGAGUAUUUGAGCCAUGCCGAUACGCCGAUCGAUACACGCUCUGCAUCAGCCCGGCCAGAGUGACAUCAAACAUGUAGUUAGUUUCUUUUGUUGUGGCGGUCGGCAUAGUUGUGCUACUUAUAGAUUGGAGUCUUGCUCUCACCAUGGCCGCGCGCAUCCUUGUUUUUUCGGUGGUCCUCGGGGGGGAAACAGCACUUCCCGACAGCCCCGACGCACCAAAUUUCGUGGUCCGCAGGUUGUCUCAAGGCUCUUCCAGCUUCCUUUUCCGCUCGCCCCGCGUUCCACGACCGCCCUUGGGUCCCCGAGGAUCGCCCCCAAGCGGCCCACGAUGCCCUGCGGGAGGGUGCCCAUACGGCGUUGGUCGGCCCGCUCGCUCUGCUACCAGCCAUCACCUUGAAUCCCCCAGCCUGGAUGCCUACGCAUCAUCGCACUGGCGAUGUCUCGGCAUCGGCAGGAGGGUGAGCAGGGCAGGCAUCGAUGUUUCAAGGUACCAGAGCUACUGGGCCGUGCUAAGAUGAGGGGGAG